AUGCCGGCUACAGCGAACAGGGGCGACCCACUAUCCAUCGACUCGCUACUUGGAGGACCAGACGUUGUCAGUCAUUUCAGAUCAGACGGCAAACCUGACUUUACCAAACGUUGGACAAAGUAUCCACCUCCACCACCUCCACCGACAGAUGAACAGUUUUGGCUCGUACCCGGUCAAAAGCCGCAGGCUGCUUUCCUUCGAAAACACUUCUUCUAUGAAGGGAAGCUAUUGGAACAUCAAGCUCUGUGGAUCAUCCGAGAGGCAACCCGGAUACUCAGAAUGGAACCAAAUGUUCUCAGCGUGACAUCCCCUGUCACCAUCUGCGGCGACAUACACGGUCAAUAUUUUGAUUUAAUGCGGUUGAUGGAACCCGCAAUCGGAGGGAGCCCAAGCAAGACGCGAUAUCUAUUCCUCGGUGACUAUGUGGACCGAGGAGUCUUUGGCAUCGAAUGCCUUUUGAUGCUCUAUUCUCUCAAAAUUAACUUUCCUAAUAACUUUCUCCUCUUGCGAGGAAACCAUGAAUGCCGGAGGUUGACCGAUUACUUCACUUUCCGACUCGAAUGUCGACGAAAGUACUCGGAUAUGCUCUACGAAGCGGCUCUCGAAUCGUUCAACGCUCUCCCUUUGGCAGCCGUCGUGGACAACACUCUAUUCUGCGUUCAUGGUGGUAUAUCGCCAUCUAUGGAGACGGUUAGUGAUAUUCUCAAGAUUGACCGCUUCCAAGAGCCUCCAACAAAGGGACUCAUGUGCGACUUGCUAUGGAGUGACCCUGCCCGAGACCACUCACACGAUGAAAUCACAUUUGUUGAAAACUCACAGCGAGGCUGUAGUUUUCAGUAUGGAUACAAGGCUAUCCGCAAGUUUUUAGAUGACAACAAGUUUCGGCUGGUGAUUCGUGCCCACGAGGUGGAGGAAAAGGGCUUUCGAAGGUUCACAACGGACGGACAAAGGGCCCAUCUUAUGACACUCUUCUCGGCCCCAAACUAUCUCGAUUUCUACGGAAACAUGGGGGCUGUGAUGGUGUACGAAGGUGGCAAGAUGAGUGUUCGACAAUUUACACACGCUCAGCAUCCCUAUCAAUUACCAAACUUUGCCGACGUUUUUACGUGGAGUCUACCAUUUGUCGCUCUCAAAGCAACUGAAAUGCUUCAUGCGCUACUGAGCGUCUUCCCGGAAGAAGAAUACACCGAUUCUGAAGAGGAUUCUGAUAUGGAGAUAGAUUCGCCGGAUCUGUACGCCCAAGUGGCCGGAGAACCACGACACAUCAGGUUCAAGAAUCGUGCUUCAGGCAAUAGUGGAGAGGAUCGGGUUCCCAAUAUCAAACGGAGGGAAUCGAAGCGGUUCACUAAAUUUUACAGGAUCCUGCGUGAAGAGACUGAGGGCGCUUCUGAACUUGGACGCAAGGCACGUCAUCCCGGUUAUGCAAACGAGUUGGGCCAAGGUGGACCAGACAUUCGCCCUGGCACUCCCUUCAAAGAGGUUCGGGAACUGGAUAUGGUCAACGAACGACUUCCAGAGCAAUUUAUCGAGUAUCAAGAGGUUGCCAACCGUCGAUCCGCGCAAAAUACACCCAACCAUCGACCAAACCAAGUCGUCUCCGAGCCAGAGGCUUACGAAGAGGAUGCGAUUAUCCCGCGACUACCUUCGAACUCUGGCUACAAUCCUCGAACUCGAGGUCCCCAAGGCCCCGGUGCGCGCAUGUACAACGAGUAUGUGGGCAACCGCGACGGACCUGAACGAAGGGACAGCGUCGGAACAACAUAUACUUCUGCGCCUAGUACUCGCAGGACGACAUGGGAGGAUAAAGACGAAAUUGUGCGGGGCUUUGCGAGCAUGAGCAUUCGGCCCCAGCAAUAG
Molecule: messenger RNA, 1857 nt
Organism: Serendipita indica DSM 11827
Lineage: Eukaryota; Fungi; Basidiomycota; Agaricomycetes; Sebacinales; Serendipitaceae
Source: the annotation of a GenBank genome assembly